Molecule: messenger RNA, 1889 nt
Organism: Cottoperca gobio
Lineage: Eukaryota; Metazoa; Chordata; Actinopteri; Perciformes; Bovichtidae
Product: transmembrane protein 109-like
Exons: 4
Coding region: 797-1549 (250 amino acids)
Biological process (GO): intrinsic apoptotic signaling pathway in response to DNA damage by p53 class mediator; cellular response to gamma radiation
Source: RefSeq, a predicted model, not a curated record
UGUUUGCAUACUGAAAUCUGUCGUUAGAAACGCUGGAAGGAAGGGAGCGCCAGCGGGGAAGGCGACAAGGGAGGGUUUUUUCAUAGGUUGUGCAACAUAAUCCAUCAGGGCAAUACAUUUGAUGCAAGCUCAGAGACAAAGGAGCACCAAACUUGAGUGGCGUGGAGCUCAGAGCUCAAAUAAGAAGCUUUAAGAGACUCGUGGUCCGCUCAACGUCACCGCGUUUCUCCUGUUUUCUUUUACGCGUAAAGCUACAACGGAAAAACUUUAGGAGACAUUUCUGCACUAUAUAUAUACAUAUAUAUAUAUUUUAAUUACUUUCUGCUGCAUCUCGACUGACGGUCACAUAUCUGGAUCGCUGCUGGAUCUUAAGCCUUUAACAGUUUCUUACCAAAUAUAGCCACUGUUAAUGCUGGAGUGUCCUUGACGGAGCUGAUCGGUCCUAAAUUGGAUAUUUGCAGCGCUGCCAAAGUUUAUAAUUAAAUUCUCGGAUCAUUUUGGGUGUGUUGUUUUAACAACACAUUUGGUCUGAUUUGCAAAUUGGACUCUUGAAUCAGUUGGUGUGUUAUUUUAGAAGCUGGUGCGGUUCUUCACAUUUUUCUGCCUCUUGUGCAGCGUGUUGGUUUUAAAAAAACGCUCAGUACCCGAUGACUGCUCUCAACAGAAGCCAUUUUUAAGUCUUUGAAUUACAGUCAUUGAACACGAGCUGCUCAACCGGCUGUGGGCUACAGCUUAUUUAGCCUGUUCACACACAUUUUAGCACAUUUGUUUUUCUAUUGUUCUCAAAUCCCUUACGAUGACUUUUUGUGCGUCUGGCUCUGGGCGCGGUGGAUGCUCCACAGCUCGGUUUUUCCUCAGCACCUAUGUGUUGGUGCUGGCGCUGGGCUGGGCUGGAGCUGAGCAGGCCCAGCCGACAGGGGCGAGCCCACCGGCGGUCACUCUCCGUACUGUGAUCACCGGAACCUGCCAGGAGAUCCAGCGGUACGCGGAGUCAGUGGUGGGAAGCGGUGCGAUACGGUCAGCUGCAGAGAGUGCAGUGUUGUUUCUUGAGUCAAUGCUUGGCCAGGAGAACGUCUUUAAAGUAGCCAUGUUUUUGGAGAUGGUGAUCCGAUUCUUCGCUGAAGGAGCUGCCAGCGGCCUGAAUGUCAUCGCCGUUUACGUCACAGAGAUCCUCAGGGUCACAGGAUUUGAUGUUGCACUUACUCUGCCCCGCUUCACUCCAGAGGGUGUGGCGGCCAUCGCUCAGUGGGGUCUGGUGGCACUCAUCGGCUACUGGGUGCUAACCAUCGUUCUCCGUCUGCUGAUCGGCGUGGUGAAGCGGGUGUUCUGGGUGGUGAGAACCGUCUUGGCACUCUGGCUUUUCGGACUGAUCGUGACCGAGAAGCAUGCCACUGCAGACACCACAGCGGUUCGAGUGGGCGGCCUGGUGCUGGGAUGCGUCCUGUUGACUCUGCUCACUUCUUGCUCUGAAAAGACUUGUGGUGUGGAGCAUCGGCUGAGCUCCCUUGAAGGCCGGGUGAAGGUAGUAGAGAAGAGGAAAGGGGACUAGUGACCGGAGAUGGUUCAGGGAAAGGAGUUGAGAUGGACAAAGGUGAUGAUAAUGUCGUUUAAGAAAACAGUACCAAUGAUGGUUUAUAUAUGUUUGUCAAACUAUUAUGGGAAAUAAAGUAAUCUCUGGGAUUUUUAAAUCAGAAAUGCUCUUUUUGUGUCUUGAGAAAAAGCCAACAUAAUGAAACCACAUGGAAUAUUUGUACUGUAGUAAAGAACUGUAAUCUUUGACACGAGGUAAUAGCAGGACCAGUGUGCAAAGAGGUCAGAUCUUAAACUGUCUUCAUUCUGUAUUGUCUUUCCCACGAUUGCAUACGAAUAAAAAUCAAGGCAACAUUUUA